UGCCUGGUAUGCUCACUGAAAAAAAAACUCCGAUUAUAAAUACUUUGAAAAACUUAUCAUAAAUUUACAUUCAAUCAACACACAUCUCCCGGCCUAAAAAAAAAUUGAGAGUAAAGGGUUAUAUUCGGGUAGUUGGAAACAGUUUCGAAGAAAAUAGAAGAUCAUCCAACGCAACCCGGAAGUCGACUCCUAAAAAAAAGAUUAUGCGUUGAUGCACUCCCAAUUCACCUCAGUUCAUCUGUGAUAACUAAAACUCCAUUGAAAAAGGAAAUUCCAUCGCUAUCAUCACACGAACAUGUGACCUAUCACCCAAUUCCUGUUGACGUUGUCUUUCCCUCACGUUGCCUUGGGUAAUCGUGAUACUCGGAUGUGAAAAAAGUGAAAUAAUAAUAAUAACAACAACAAUAAUAAUAAUAAUAGUAAUAAUAAUAAUAAAAGUGACGAUUAAAAAAAAAAGAAUUAAGGUCAAGUAGUUAAAUAUCAAGUGUAUUAGUUAAUUUUUUGGGCAAUUUGCCCGCUUGCUACAUAUGGACUUUGUGACACCACAAACUUUUCCUGCUAAUAAGGAAUAUCAAGACAAUUAUUUAAUAAAAGCGGAAAAAAUUCCCGUGGCUAUGGUUGUGGCAAGUAGUGGUUGGGUGCAGAAUGUCAAUUUCACGAAUCAAAAUAAUAACAACAUGAGUGCAGAGAGUGAAACUAACAAGAUGAGCGCCAAAGGUGUGCUAAUAUGCCGUGAUAAUUCUCAUGCAUUUGAGGACAGGACACUUGUUCUCGAUUUACCUGUGAAAAUCGGCAGAUCAGUGGCACGUACACGUGCAGCAUCAGACAAUGCAAUCUUUGAUUGCAAAGUCUUAUCGCGUAAUCAUGCAUUACUAUGGUACAACGCUGGAAAAUUUUAUUUGCAAGACACUCGAAGUAGCAAUGGGACUUUUGUUAAUAAUCAACGUCUCAGUUCCACUGGUUUACAAUCUAAAGCCACCGAAGUUUGCUCAGGUGACAUUGUCCAAUUUGGUGUGGAUGUUAUGGAGAGUACGAGAAAAGUGACACACGGAUGUAUAAUAGCCACCCUUAAGCUUUUUUUGCCUGAUGGAAAAGAGGCAAAGGCUUCUAGAACUACGUAUGGUAGCAGUGCAGCUGGAGAUGUUACCCUGGAGGACCUCUACAAAUUAAAUCAAUACGUCCAGGAGGCUAGUAGACGUGAACAGGUACUUCAUUCGAAACUGGGCUAUCUACAGAAAUUGGUGGAAAACACGAGAAAAGCAGCAACACAAUCUUGGAAGGCCUUGAUUGACGAGGACCGAUUACUGACGCAUGUGAAAACUAUCGAAAGCCAACUCUGUGCUUACUCUAAGAACUUCACUGAGGAGAAAAUAAGAACCGAACUUAUUAAGCUCGAGGAGCAAAAAUCUCAGUACCAAAUUGCUGCCAAGGAAGCUCUGCAAAAAGUUCAUCAGGAAAAAUUAGAAGUGACGCAGAAAUUAAUGGCUCUCGAGAGUCGUCUUAAUGAAACCGAAGAUGAAUGCCAAAGUCUCCAUGAAAUUUCAAAACAUUCGCAAAUGGAGUUGCAGGAAUUGGCCUCAAAGUACACCACAGCGCAGAAGAAUCUCGCGCAAUUGGAGGCGAAGCUGGCUGAGAAAGAACAAACCUCAACAGAAAUUGUUCUUUCAACCGCACAGGAAAAGCAACAUCUGAUGGAGAAGGUGAUGCGUCAAUCAAAAAUUGGUCAUUUCCUUCGGCAGAAGCUGAAUGAGAAUCGUUCAGACUCUGUGAAAAUUCACAAGGAAAUAACUAGCCUUCGAAAUUACAUGCAAACUCUCCAGGAUAUGAAUUCAAAAUUAUCCGAAGAUUCGAAAGACGGGCUGAAUCCAAUUGAAGCAAUUAAUACAAUUCUGGAUAUCUUGAAUGAAAUGAUUGCUGAUUCAGAGAAUAUUGAUGAUCUUGAAAAUCUUGCUGUGAGUGAGGACAAUCAAAACAAACUACAAGAAAUUGAUUCUACCGAAAAAAUCACCAAUUCCUCUAUUUUAUAUGAAAAGAGUGAAGCAGAAGAAUCAACCAAUGAAAACCAAAAUGAUGCCGACUACAUUUUGCCCCCACACUCAAGGCGAACAUUAGUCAACGGUAAAACAAAUUUUGAUGGAAACCAAGUAGAGAAUGAAGCGAACUGUGCAACGUGUGAGGACACAAGUAGCAUCGCUAGUGACGACACUUGUAGUUUAAUAGACGAGGAGUUUGGUGAAAAAUCUGUCACGGAAAUAAAACCAGUGGAGGAGAAAAUCACUCGAGACGUUAACACAUUGGAAGUUCGAUUUGCAACUGAUCUUAAUGGAGAUCAGCUGGAGGUACAUUACGACCCUGAGGAGGAAAAUGUGGUUCAGGGUGAUGAUUCAUCAGACUCUGCGGACUCUCCAAAUGCAUCUAUAUCCUCAACAACUGCUAUAGAUGGGAAGGAGGAGGAGAAAGGAGAUGAUCUCGAGGAGAAAGAAAAUGACCUGGAACUUGAUGAGCAGGAGGGUGAGCAUCUCGAGGGUGAUUAUGUCAAGACACUAAAACCUUUGACCAAGAGUGAGAGCUUUUCUCAGUGUAAUCAUAAUCGAGCUCAUAUUCUUCAAACAUUCAUUGCAACACUAGAGUCUCUAAAAGGUGAUGACGACUUGGAAGCUCAGCACCUUGUUAAUUGCGAGUUGAAUGAACUGCGAGACUGGUUGAUUCGAGAGCCAAACGAACAAGUGAUCGAAAAACUCAAACAACUUUACUACCGUGUCAAGAACGAAAACUCGAGGCUGCAGGAGGUCAAUGAGGAGCUUGUUAUUCUCAAAGAAAAAUUCAAUGUCUGCAACAUGGAGAAAUCAGCACUGACAAAGCAGUUGAAUACGUUCACAACACAUUGUGGUGAUUUAUUAAGUGCAAGCUACAGUGUGCCAAUUCAAUACUUUGCACCAAUUGCCAUUGCUUUCGGUUGGAUGUUACUCGAGAAGAUGUUUUAAUGGAAGAACUAUUUAGAUUACGAAUGUAAAUAACGAGUAAAGUCGUUCGAAGGGAUAAAUAUCGAUCCAGGUUUUAUUAUGGAUUUGAAAUAAUGAGAUUAGUGUUUUCCUUUUUGUCUUAAACGAAGAGAAAAAUGUAGACGAUUUGAAGUGUGAUUGUAAAUUGUAUAUAAUACCAUUACUAUAUAUUGUAAAUCGGGACAUUAAAAUGAUGGAUUUGUUUGGUGGACAAGUUCUUAGAAUUUGAAAAGAAUAGCGCAAUCGAGAGUAGAUAAUAUGACGGUUGCUACAAAAACUCAAUGAGCUGCCAAUGUUCAAUUAUAUAUCUAUUAUUUUUCUUAUAACAAGUUAUUUCAUUUGAACGAUGAAGAGCUUUUAAUACGAUAGACUUUCAUGUUCAUGGGUGCACAACUGUUGGAUGUCAGUUUGUUUUUAUUUAUUCUAUAUUACAAAAUGGCCAAUUGCGUAUGUGUAUACUCGUGUCGUUCUGUAAUAUUACAAAUACUAGAUGAAUUUAAUUUUCCAUCCAAGGUUAAAGUUCGAUUGAUUGAUUUUUAAUGAUAUUCAUAUGUUUUUCGAUAUGUUUAGGUAACAAUUAAUCUAUUGAAAAUUACAGAAGAAAAGUAACAAAAUGUUUAAGUUCGAUAAGAUCUGCCGGUUGGAUUUAUAAUUUUUUUACUGUUGAAAAAGACCAUUUUGUUACUCUGCCAUUCACUUAAUAUUCGAAAAUAGAGAAAUCGUCAUUACGAUUGAAAAUUGAAUUAAUUCUAAAAUUUUUAGCUUUUAUUCAACGACCAAUCGCAUAAACUUGCAACGGCCUAUGGUAUUUCUUUUUUCAUUGUUUUUCCAUCGCUUCUUUUUUAUACGGAACAAAAAAUGUUAAUCCAAAAAUAUAAAAAUGAAAUAAAUUGAAUAGGAAAUUAAUACACGAGAAUAGAAAAAUAUGGAAUCACGAAUUAUCGUAUUUUCUUCAAAAUUGAUUCGUUUACAUAGAGUGCCUUUUUUUCGAGAUCAAUGUAUUUAUCAACUUGUUGCCGUGCAUUGCCUUUUUUAUUCUACAUCCACAAAGGUGGAAUGAAAAAGGGACUACUAAUAAGGAAUGAAAAGUUGGAGAGAAUAUCUCACUUUCCAAGUGUCAAAAACCUUCGUGAAAUCGAAAAAAAAUCAUAAAUUGUAUUACUAUAGAGAAUUCAUGUAAAUACCAUUGUUGAUAUAAUAUACUCGUGUGCCACAGUCAUUAUGGAUACAAAAAUAACGGAAAAUAAAAACUGAAUAAAAGUAUAAAGCAACGGUUCAA
Molecule: messenger RNA, 4281 nt
Organism: Diachasma alloeum
Lineage: Eukaryota; Metazoa; Arthropoda; Insecta; Hymenoptera; Braconidae
Gene: Slmap
Product: sarcolemmal membrane-associated protein
Exons: 1
Coding region: 528-2984 (818 amino acids)
Molecular function (GO): protein binding
Source: RefSeq, a predicted model, not a curated record